GAUCUGAUCCCAGAGCCCAUUCUGCAAAGGUGCAUCAAGGUGGCCGAUGAGGCGCCUAGCGACCUAAAGUCCAACCUCCGCCGAGCCUAUUCCAAGUUCACCCAGGAGAACAUCGACGCCUGCAUGAAGCCAAGGGAGUUCAAGGCCACGCUCUUUGCCCUCUGCUUCUUCCAUUCGCUGAUCUCAGGACGCAUUAAAUUCGGCGCCCAGGGUUGGUCCAAGAAGUACCCGUUCAACGACGGAGACUUGACGAUCUGUGGGACGGUGUUGAAGAAUUACCUCAACAACGCGGAGAAUUUGGGAACUGAGGUCCCAUGGCCUGACCUUCGAUACAUCUUCGGCGAGAUCAUGUACGGAGGCCACAUCACCGAUCCUUGGGACCGACGCGUAAACAACACGUACCUGGCCGUGUUGGUGACGCCAGAGCUGCUAGUCGGUGGGUCAUUGGCUCCAGGAUUCAAGUCGCCUGAUGCCACCAAGCUGGAGUACUCGCACUACGUCAAGUACAUCGAGGAGCGCUUCCCGCCGGAGGUGCCCCAGAUGUUCGGCCUGCACCCGAACGCUGAGAUUGGUUUCCUGACGAAUCAGGGCAUCAGCAUCUUCAAGACCAUCUCAGAGAUUACUGGCGGUGGUGGUGGCGGAGGAUCUGGAGAUAUCUCCUUGGCACAGCCGAUCAUCACAAACUACCUGACCAAGCUGCCUACCAACUUGGACAUGAUUGACAUCCGAGGGCGCUUGAAGGAGGAGGACUACACUCCCUUCGUCAUGGUGUCACUUCAGGAGGCAGACCGCGUCAACGGCUUGCUGGAUCAGAUCCGUGGCUCCAUGCUCGAGCUGGAAUUGGGCAUCAGUGGCGCUCUCAACGUCACCGAGAAGAUGGAGGCCUUGAGCGCAGACCUCCAGGCGAACAAGGUGAAUGCUGUCUGGGCCGAGAAGGCAUACCCAUCGCUGAAAGCACUCAGUGCAUGGUUUGAGGACUUCGUGCAGCGUCACGAGCAGGUUGUCGACUGGACCGCGCAGCUGAAGCUUCUGAAGUCCGUGUGGAUCAGUGGCCUGUUCAACUCCAUGUCCUUCCUGACUUCCAACAUGCAG
Molecule: messenger RNA, 1092 nt
Organism: Symbiodinium pilosum
Lineage: Eukaryota; Dinophyceae; Suessiales; Symbiodiniaceae
Source: the annotation of a GenBank genome assembly